Messenger RNA from Rhizophagus irregularis DAOM 181602=DAOM 197198, 514 nucleotides. Its product is annotated as 60S ribosomal protein eL22. Gene Ontology annotation, cellular component: ribosome. Gene Ontology annotation, molecular function: structural constituent of ribosome; RNA binding. The record is from RefSeq and is a predicted model, not a curated record. Gene Ontology annotation, biological process: cytoplasmic translation. NCBI's taxonomy places the organism in Eukaryota, Fungi, Glomeromycota, Glomeromycetes, Glomerales, Glomeraceae.
CUCCAAAAAGGUCUCGAUUUUACGAGGUUCAGUUUAAUUUCUUGAGUACUAAUAACUUCAUAUCGAUGCCAAAUAAAAUUACAAAAGGUGGUUCGGCGAAAACCAGCAAAAAAGUGCCACAGAAGCAAAAAUAUAUUAUUGAUGCUUCAGGUCCUUCCCGUGACAAAAUUUUUGACUCUGCAGCUUUUGAAAAAUUUCUUCACGAUAAAGUAAAAAUUAAUGGUCGUCCGGGUCAAUUAGGAGAUAUCGUUACCAUAUCUCGUAGCGAUGAUCAUAAAAUUACAAUUACCACUAGUACUCAUGUUUUUUCUAAGCGUUAUAUGAAAUAUCUCACCAAGAAAUUUAUGAAACAACACCGCAUUCGAGAUUGGUUACGCGUAGUUGCUACAGAUCCGCAAUCUUAUGAAAUAAGAUACUUUAACAUUAGCAAUGAGGCUGAAGAAGAAGAGGAAGAAUAAAUAAAUAAUUAGAUUUUUUUUUUUCCAAAAAUGAUUAUUUUAAAGUUAACUAAAUU